AUGCACCUGGGCUGCAUUCAACAAGGGAAAAAUGAGUCUUUGCGAAGCUAUGUGAAACGUUUCAAUCUGGAAGCAGGACAAAUCCCAGAUCUGCCCGAUGGCGUCUCCUUCGACAAUUUUGUCAGAGUCCUAAAGAAGGGAUCAUUCAAGUUUGACUUAUUUAAGAAGAAGGUGCGAACGAUGGCAGAAGUCCUAGACGAGGCCGAUGCCUUUAUUCAUGCCACAGAAAUAUGCAGUGUGUCCAAAGAUGGGAAGGCUGGAGAGGCGACAGACUCAUCCGGGAAGAAAGAGAAGAAUGACAGGAAGGUCUCACGAGUUAAAGUGGACGUGGGGACCAGGUUUGACCUUGAACGACCCAUUCCAAUGAAGUCUCCUGCUGAGAAUCGAGGUCCUAAGCUGUAUUGCCAGUUCCACGAAGAUAUAGGUCAUGAUACCAAGGAUUUUAGAAGCCUGAAGAGGGCCCUAGAUGGCCUAGCUUCCAAGGGGCACCUGAAGAACUAUCCCCAAAGAAGCUCUCACGGCACGGAAAAAAACCAGUACAAGAAAAAUAAGUCACCUGUCUCAGCUGCAGAAGGAAAUCACAGCGAAGGGGGAUUCGCAGCCGUCAUAUUAGGAGGACCAGCUGCUGGAGGACCCACCAUGAGGGGACAGAAAGAUUAUGACCACCAGCUAGGUCAAGUGAUGUUAUUAGGAAAGUCACCAACGGACCCAUUCCCCCGGAUAGAAAUAUGUGAAUCAGAUGGAGGACGCGUAGCCACCCCGCAUGACGACCCUCUCGUUAUCGAGAUCAAGAUCUCCAACAUGAGGGUAAAGCGCAUAUUGAUAGAUACAGGGAGUUCAUAUGAUAUAAUGAGCAUGGAGUGUCUAAGCCAUCUAGCACAUGACCCUAAGACAAUUGAAAGCAUCCACUACCCUAUCAUUGGCUUUGGAGGAAGCAUCAUACACCCUGUGGGCGUCAUUACCUUUCCAGUACGAAUAGGAGGACGUAAUGAUGGAAGAAAGAUGGGUGUGGACUUCCUAAUUGCCAAGGACUUGACUGCAUACAAUGUCAUCUUGGGACGUCCCACGCUGAGCAAGAUCAAAGUAGUGGUCGUCACCCAUCUCAUGCUCCUGAAGAAUGUAUGUGACGACGGAGCGAUAGGAACUAUACAUGGAGAUCAACAGCAAGCACAGGACUGCUAUCUCACCACUCUUAACCCGUAA
Spinacia oleracea (spinach) is the source of this 1203-nucleotide messenger RNA. RefSeq lists its product as uncharacterized. The transcript is spliced from 2 exons. The coding region runs from base 1 to 1203 and encodes 400 amino acids. Lineage: Eukaryota; Viridiplantae; Streptophyta; Magnoliopsida; Caryophyllales; Amaranthaceae. The record is from RefSeq and is a predicted model, not a curated record.